AUCAUUUUAUAGUUCUGAAAAUCCCUUAAAUGCUAGUGGAUUGUUCAAUUAGUUUCCAUUCUUAAAAGUUCCUUUAAUAGCGUGGGGGAAAAGGGCUUUUUAGUUCUUCUAUGGCGUUGGAACGCCGUUUUUCCACACUCGAAGCAAACCAACUCCAAGAGCACUAGGCUCAAUCCCUGAACUGCUUUACAGUUAAAUCUGGUACCGGGGCUUAGCUGUGACGUGUAGUUUCUUUUCCUUGGUCAUGGAGUUGGUCUCCUGUUUCCAACCAAAUCCAAAGCCCAAAUAACCCAAAAAAAAAAAAAAAAAAACCUGAAAGCAAAAAGCUCAUUCCCAAAAGUGAAAACAUUCUCGGAGUUAGUCUCUUUCAUCUUCUCCACGCGUUUCAGCCCAACUAAACCCCGCCAAUCCCAACUAAAAAAGUAGUUGAAAUUAGGUCCCUUCUCUCUAUUUUAGCCAUCCCUUUAUCAAAAACCCUUUUCAGCCUAUGAAAAAGCUUCCAUUUCCUUAAUCUCUUUCGAAAGGCCAAAAACAAAAAAAUGGUUCUCUCUUUUCUCACAUCCGUGCUUCAUAGACUCACCUUACGGUGGCCCGUGCUACUCUACGCUGCCACCUGGACUGUUCUCCUAACUGCGAUGGUGGCGGUGGCAUCUUUUUCACCUGAAGUUGCCUUUGUCUCUGCCAUAUCUCAGUCAUCUUCGUUUUCGAAGGAGUGCGGGGUAGAAGGGUCCGUUAGGGUUCCGAUGGACGUGCCGGGAGAGAAACUGUGCUUGCCAGCUCACCUCUUCGGUAAGUCCAAAGUUGACUGGAUCGUUCCCCCUGUUUUCGCAGCAGUCAUCGUUACUGGGUCGGCUUGGGUGGUCCGUGGCAUGGGCUUGUGGGAAUUUGACGAGGUCUAUUGACUUUUCUUUACUUUUCUGGUUGAAAUUUAAGUUUCAGUUUAUAUAAUUCUUAGUUAGGUUAACGUAAGGGUUUUUUUCCCCUCACUUAUUUCUACUUAAUGGUAGAAAUAUAGUGUAAUUUAAAUGAACUACUAAUUGGAGUAAUUUCUACAAAUAUUAAACUAUAUCAUCCGUUUAAUUUAAUUUGUUGUGUCAAUCUUUUUUAAUAAUAUGAUUAGUAGUAUUUAAAGUUUUG
Molecule: messenger RNA, 1137 nt
Organism: Durio zibethinus
Lineage: Eukaryota; Viridiplantae; Streptophyta; Magnoliopsida; Malvales; Malvaceae
Product: forkhead box protein G1
Source: RefSeq, a predicted model, not a curated record